This is a messenger RNA of Andrographis paniculata, 1776 nucleotides long. RefSeq names its product DEAD-box ATP-dependent RNA helicase 10-like. NCBI's taxonomy places the organism in Eukaryota, Viridiplantae, Streptophyta, Magnoliopsida, Lamiales, Acanthaceae. The record is from RefSeq and is a predicted model, not a curated record. The coding region runs from base 344 to 1663 and encodes 439 amino acids. The transcript has 11 exons. Gene Ontology annotation, molecular function: ATP binding; nucleic acid binding; RNA helicase activity.
CUAAUCGAUAUAUUUACACAUCCACCCCCUCCAGAGCCGCCGCAGCUCGCAGCCAGCACGCCGCACGGUCGCACCAGGUUCUCUGUUGCUUCUUCAUCCCCAAUUCUUUUCCUUUCUUCUUCUUCUUCCUCACUUCACCAACCCUGCUCCUUAGUUCUACUGUUCCACUGCGCCUGCGCCCUGGUGCAGCUGUAUGAGCGAGGAACCCUAACAAUUACACUCUACAGUUUCUGAUCGAUUGCUGUCUACUUGAGAGUCUUCGUCGCCUGUUCUUCAUUCCGGCCUGCGUCUUUGUGUUGUAAUCGCCGCGGUAUUUGCUCGAAAUCGUUAAUUUGAUCUUUCAAUGGCGGAGGAGAAGGAGGAUAGAUCGUUCAAGGACUUGGGGGUGAACGAGCAGCUCGCAGAGGCGUGCGACGUUCUCGGCUGGAAAACUCCUACUAAAAUUCAGGUUGAAUCGAUACCUGUUGCUCUGGAGGGACGGGACAUAAUCGGGCUCGCCCAAACCGGUUCGGGCAAAACUGGAGCCUUCGCCAUUCCAAUUCUUCAAUCACUGUUGGAAACACCCCAGGCGUUUUUCGCGUGCGUGCUAUCCCCAACGCGGGAACUCGCCAUUCAAAUUGCGGAGCAGUUCGAAGCCUUGGGCUCUGGAAUUGGCGUCAAGUGUGCUGUGCUUGUCGGAGGUGUGGACAUGGUGCAGCAGAGCAUUGCCCUAGGAAAGCGGCCGCAUGUUGUUGUUGCUACGCCUGGUCGGCUAGUUGAUCAUCUAUCGAAUACUAAAGGCUUCUCUUUACGUACAUUGAAAUACUUGGUUCUUGAUGAAGCUGAUAGAUUGCUGAAUGAUGAUUUUGAAAAAGCAAUUGAUGAAAUCCUGAAUGUUAUUCCUCGUGAUAGAAGAACAUAUUUAUAUUCUGCAACUAUGACUAAAAAGGUGAAAAAGCUUCAAAGAGCUUGUCUCAAAAACCCUGUUAAGAUUGAAGCUGCUUCCAAGUAUUCUACCGUUGAUACGCUGAAGCAACAAUACUGCUUUGUUCCUGCAAAGUACAAGGAUUGUUAUCUUGUAUAUAUAUUGACCGAAAUGUCGGGAAGUACAUCUAUGGUUUUCACUCGUACAUGUGAUGCAACAGCUCUUUUGGCUCAUAUGCUUCGGAAUCUUGGAUUUAGAGCGAUCCCAAUUAAUGGCCAUAUGACUCAGACGAAAAGGCUUGGAGCUUUGAACAAGUUCAAAGCUGGUGAAUGUAACAUUCUUAUCUGCACUGAUGUUGCCAGCAGAGGACUCGACAUUCCCAUGGUAGACAUGGUUAUCAACUACGACAUUCCAAUGAACUCGAAGGACUACGUACAUCGGGUUGGAAGAACUGCUCGAGCAGGGCGGUCUGGGGUCGCAAUAUCAAUUGUGAAUCAGUACGAGUUGGAGUGGUAUUUACAAAUAGAGAAGCUUAUAGGUAAGAAAUUGCCCGAAUACCAAACCCGGGAGGAAGAAGUGUUGUUGCUAUUGGAAAGAGUGGCGGAAGCGAAAAGAAUAGCGCAAAUGAAAGUGAAAGAAAGUUCCGGUAAGAAGAGAAGAAGGGGAGGGGAAGACGACGGCGGCGAUGGCGAAGAAGACAUGAGUAAGUAUCUUGGAAUGGAGAAAAGAAAAUCAUCCAAGAAACAUAGAAGAAGAUGAACACUUGAUUUGUAUAGUCUAUUGCAUUGUAAUGCAUCAUUUUUUGUAUUUUAAUUUUUUUAUAUGUACUUUAGGUAACACUUUUCUUAAUUUUAUUUGUAGUUUUUGUAGCA